This is a messenger RNA of Siniperca chuatsi (mandarin fish), 3535 nucleotides long. RefSeq names its product coiled-coil domain containing 22 (gene ccdc22). Gene Ontology annotation, molecular function: cullin family protein binding. NCBI's taxonomy places the organism in Eukaryota, Metazoa, Chordata, Actinopteri, Centrarchiformes, Sinipercidae. The transcript has 16 exons. Bases 1053 to 2954 code for a protein of 633 amino acids. Gene Ontology annotation, biological process: positive regulation of ubiquitin-dependent protein catabolic process. The record is from RefSeq and is a predicted model, not a curated record.
AAAAGCUUUCAUGUUGGUGCGUUCAGGUGCUUGAGGAAAGCGGUGAAAUCUCAGAUUUCGGAGGCGGCUGCUGAAAAGUCAAAAAGUCAAAUACACGAAGAAGAAAUGUCUAAUGUUUUUACGGUUUUUAUAAUUUUCUUUGUAUUUAGCAUAUUUCGCAGCUGACUCUCAGGUCCCGGAUGUUGACGGUAUCGAGCUUGGAUAUUUGUAACUCUCAGGUGCUUCCAGAGAGAGAGAGGCAGGACUCUAACUCCCCUGCUGGAUUAAAUGUCAGUAAACCUGUGAGCCGCCAUCUUUGUCUCCGUUCUUCAGCAGAGCCAUGGCAGAAGGCCCGUCAGAGACACUUUAAAGAAGGUGGUGUUAGUUAGUUUGUCUCACUACAAAAAGCAAAUGUACCGUAAACCCGAGGUGGUGUAAAUACUUGCUGCUGUACACAGGGUGGUGUUUCUGUGGAGCUCAUUCUCACUUCGAGAUUAAAUCAUGUACAGCACCACAUAUCUGACAGUUCACAUCCCGACCACACAUCCACCCAACGGUCCAGCACCUUUCCGGUCAUGAGACUGUCUCUUGCGGUGCAUGCUGGGAAGUGUAUUUCUCGGUGGCUCACUUCCCCUUUGUACUCUACGACAGUCAGCGGAGAUGAAACUCCACAUCCCAGAAACACCGCCGCGUCAUUCCCAUAUUACUUCAUUUCCACCAUGAACCAGACACACAAAUGUCAGAUUUGUAACGUUUGUAGCAGAGCGGGUUCAGUUUGUAGGGAAUGUUAAAUGAUCUUUCGACAUAUCGACAGCUUGUUAAGCGCUUUGCUAACUAAUGUGUUCAGUGAGGGAGUGAGGAGCGGCAGCCUUGCUAAUUAACUAGCAGCUAGUUCCUCAGUUAGCCACCAGAAGAUGGAAGCUAGUUCUGUAGCCUGCUUUCAUCCGUGGGAAACACACACUAAUAUUAGCUAACUGGGUGUUAAUAAAUCACCCCGCUAGCAUCAGGUGCUCUGCUAUAAUCCUGUCUGUUAGCUCGUAGCGUUAGCAUAAAUCUUCAGAAGAGCUUCAGCGAUGGAAGAAGUGGACAAGAUUCUGAUUCACGCCCUCAAACAAGUCGGCACAGAGGUGAGCGAGGACACGGACAGCGUCAAACAGUUCAGCAGUGAGCUGAUCGUGGAGGCGGUGGUCAGAUGCAUCCGGGUCAUCGAUCCAGGCCUGGGCAGCGGGCUGCCCACCUCCCUCCCUCCGGGCAUGUCCGCCCGCUUCAGGGUGGGCAUGAGCCUGGCGCAGGCCUGUCAGGACGUUGGUUAUAAAGGAGAGAUAGGCUACCAGACUUUUCUGUACAGCAACGAGCCAGAGAUCCGCUCCCUGCUCAUGUUCCUGGUGGAGAAGCUGCCCAGAGAGAGUGCAGAGGCCUCAGACCAGCCGACAGGUAAAUCGGUGGUCCUCCAGAGAGCCAUCGCUGCUGCAAUCAAAGCCCAGCUGGCUGUGCCCUGGCUGCCUCCAAACUGCAGACUGCCACUGCACGGUGAAACACAAAGUCCAGGAGCGUCGCACAGCUUCCACGUCCAGCCCCUCAGUUUGCCACACUGCACUAAAGGCCCAGGGAGGAAGCAGCUGAAAGAGGUGAAGGAGUACCAGCGGGACUUUCUUCCUCCUGUGACCGCCCAGCCUUCCCAUCAUGCCUCUGUGGUGGCGUCCAUACUGGAGCAGCACACGGCUGAGCUGAGUGCUGCUCAGGAGUGGGACAACGAGUGGAACAGUCAGGGACUCCUGUCUCGCCUCACACCACAGGAGUAUCGCUCCAGGAAACUGACCCGGCUGCGUAAACGCAUCCAGGAGCAGCUGCGUUCUGCUGCUCUGCCCUCUCCUGAAAGUGCCUUUGGUGGUCCUCGCUCCGCCUCUGACCUGUCUGAGCUACUGCAGGCCUUCAGAGGCUCCGCCCCCUCUGACCACGUCCUGACCAAGGGCACCCACUUCACCCACACCCAGAAGUUCACCUUCACGCAGGAGGCGCCACCGGUGACCAGCUCCGUCCCCGCUGGGCACCAGUCAGAGAGUGAUAUCCAGCUCCGCCAGCAGGAGGAGCUGGCUUCAUUCCAGCAGCAGUUCCAGCAGCUCUGCAGUGACGUCGACCAGCUAGCAGCAGACAUGAAGCACAUGAGUGUCACACACACACAGGUGUUGGAUGAGUUGAAGCAGAGAGAGCUGGGGAACGCUGACAAAGAGGAGAAGUUGCAGAUGAAGAAGAAAACAAUCGACCUGUUGCCAGACGCAGACAACAACGUGCUGAAGCUUCAGACUCUGGUGGAGGCCAGUGCCAAGCGGGUGGUGAGCCUGGCCUCGCAGUGGGAGAAACACCGCGCUCCGCUCAUCGACGAGCACCGCAGACUCAAAGAAAUCUGCAGCAACCAAGAUCUGGAGUCGUCCAGAAAGCUGUCUGAAAUCAAGUCUCUGCACGACAAAAUCCGCGUGUCUACCGAGGAGGCCAAGAAGAAGGAAGACAUGUACAAACAACUGGUGACGGAGUUAGAAAACCUUCCUCAGGACGCGUCCCGGUCUGCGUACACUCAGAGGAUCCUAGAGAUCGUCAGCAACAUCAAGAAACAGAAGGAGGAAAUUACAAAGAUUUUAUCAGACACUAAGGAGCUCCAGAAAGAGAUCAACAGCCUGACAGGAAAGCUGGACAGGACCUUCGCUGUGACCGAUGAGCUGGUCUUCAAGGACGCCAAAAAAGACGAAUCCGUCCGCAAAGCCUACAAGUACCUGGCUGCCCUGCAUGAAAACUGUAACCAGCUGAUCCAAACCAUCGAGGACACCGGAACAAUCCUGCGGGAGAUUCGAGAUCUGGAGGAGCAGAUUGAGACGGAAAACGGAAACAAAACGGUGGCUAACCUGGAGAGGAUCCUGGACGACUACAAGGCCAUUCGCCAGGAGAACGCCGCGCUCGCUGCCAAAGUGCGAGAAGGCUGAAGGAAGCUCCGCGUGCUCCGCGCUGCCUGCCGAGGCUGACGCUGUGGCGAGAACCUGGAGACGGACCUGAGUGGGACUGAAACAGCACUCCGGAGACUGCCGGUCACUAACCCCACCCUCUGUUGCCAUUGGAGACCUGCGAGCUGAUCUUUGUACCCUGGAACUAACCAGGCAUUUUAACGCACGACCUGCGUGGACGGAUGAAGACGACAAUUAGUUUUUCAUUUCAAACCGACUUCCCCGGCCGGACUCUGGUCCGAUCGCUCUGGAUCUGAGACGCUGGAGCGCAGAGGCUGCCGUCACACCUUUUCUCUUCAAAUGGAAAGUCGUUCGUAUUGAUGUGUGAAAUGUUUUCGGAAGAAAUCUUGAUUCAUAUCGAAGCUUUGACUUUUUAAUACAGGAAUCAGUCCACCGUUUUCAGACAUUAGCAGUUCAUUCGCUGUCGUGAUUAUAUUUGAACUGAACAUGUUGAGUGAAUGGAAUUUGAAUGUAGUCCAUUAAUAAUGUAGUCCAGCCCCAUCAGCAGAGUAUUGUUGUGUAUAUGGUACCAGCUUCAAUAAAGAUGCCUUACACACUAGAAA